Rhopilema esculentum is the source of this 2313-nucleotide messenger RNA. Its product is annotated as limb region 1 protein homolog. Lineage: Eukaryota; Metazoa; Cnidaria; Scyphozoa; Rhizostomeae; Rhizostomatidae. Gene Ontology annotation, cellular component: plasma membrane. Gene Ontology annotation, molecular function: transmembrane signaling receptor activity. The record is from RefSeq and is a predicted model, not a curated record. Gene Ontology annotation, biological process: signal transduction.
UCUGUUUUGCAAAAUCUCUGCAUUGGAAAAGCUGAAAUUAAGCUUAAAAGAUUUUAGAAACAUUAAACAACCAAAGAAUAAUUGAAAUUAAAAUGUAUGUCCUGCCCGCUGUUUUUUGCACAGCAUCCUAUCCUAUGUAUACAAAAUGGAAAAAUUUUUCUUUGAGGAUAACAAUACCCCUGGGUAACCGUUUCAGGCGUUUUACAGCUUCUACUGCCCAAUUUUGACUUUAUUUGUUGCAAUUAAUGUAAGGUUUUCAUUCGACAAUUUUUAAUCAACGAUUGCCCGACAGUAACUGAAUUUUUCAUAAGAGUUCUUUCAUGUUGAAAAACUUCCUUUGCAAAAUGAUGCAGAAAAGUUUUCGUUGGAAACUGAGAUAAACAGUAAAUCAGAUCAGUGUAAUGCAAUGCGGAAAAUGUUUGCGGCCCGGAUUUGCAAUCAAAUGUUGGAGAUGCGGUAAUUUCUAACAUUUCAUAUUGACCGAGUCACAACAAAGUGGAUUGCAAUUGUUUUUUAACCCCCCUGCAAAGGAAUUAGUUACCCCCUAUUUCGAGAUCAAUGAUUGUUUAUUAAGAAUUAAAAUGGCGGUUGAUUUGCAUGAUCUAUCCGUUUGGCAAGUUGUCGACAGACGCUGUCUAGAUGUGUUCUGCAAUGCACGGAGGCAUCAAAUAUCACAAAUGUUCUAGGAUUAGACCUUUGAACUCUUAUCCUGAUGAUUUUUGGUCCGGUCAAAGAACUUUAUUUCAUGAAUUGUUUUGGGCCUAGCCUAAAAAUUUGAAAGUGUCGACGGGUUUUCAAAUCCCAAGAAAAUUGGAACACAUGGAUUGGUCAGAGGAAGAAAAGCAUGAAAAAUACUUUUACGAGGUGGUCAGGCAAAGCACGAUCUCCUUGCUGGUCUUUAUAUGUCUAUAUUUUACAUCGUAUGCAAUCAUAAGAUAUUUAAAGAAAAGGAGAGACAGCAUAUGUGAUGAUGAAGAAGACACAGUUUAUCGAAUUUCGAUUGCCCUAUGUUGCUUUUCUAUGUCUAUUUCAAUUGGAGCAGUUUUGUUGCUACCUUUCUCCAUCAUAAGCAAUGAAGUUCUUCUUCGAUAUCCUCAUAGCUUCUAUAUCAAGUGGUUAAAUGAUUCAUUGAUACAAGGUCUUUGGAAUCAAAUUUUUCUUGGUACAUACAUUGCUUUGUUUCUGGCCAUGCCCUUUGCCUACUUUUUCACUGAGUCUGAGGGUCUAGCUGGAUCACAAAAGGGUGUCAAGGCAAGAGUAUAUGAAACUUUUGUUGUAUUGGCUUUACUUGGCGUCCUAGUCUUCAGCUUGGCCUGGGUUGUUUAUGGGAUUGUUUUCAACAAAAAUGACACAGAAAAUGCUUUGAAUGUUGAUUCUUGGCUACCCCAUCUACCAUUUAUUUACUCUUGCAUCUCACUGUUUGGUGUGCUACUUCAACUUUUGUGCACGCCACUUGGAUUUGCAAGACUAUUUAGCGUCCUCGGUCAAUAUCUCGUGAAACCACAGUUUUUGAGGGAUGUUGAUGACGAAAUAAAUGCAAUUGAGCUCCAAAAAGAAAGUCUAGUACGGAGAUUAAAUCAUAGAGCAGAUCCAAGCAAGCGGUUUUAUACAGGACCAUUUGAAAAUGGAAUGAAUGGAACUUUUUCAAGUAGAGAUACAGACCCAGAAGCUAAAAAGAUCUUUCAACUAAUGGAAGAACAGCGAGAAUUAGAGCGCGAACGGGAUGCGUCAGCUUGGGAAAGAAAUCUGCUGUACCCAGUUUCUCUUUUGGUGCUUUUAGCUCUAACAGCAGCUUGUAUGUGCAUGGUUGCACUGAAUUCUUUGAGUUUGCUGUUUAUGAAUGGAAAAUUGCCGUUCAAAACACACUAUGCUGCACUAGGGAAGGUGUCUUUCUCAGCCCUCGGGUCGUUUGGAUCAAUGAUUGAAAUCAUUUUGAUAUUUUUUAUAAUGGCUGCCUCCCUAGUUGGCUUUUAUGGUAUGCCCAUAUUUCAACAUCUUCGUCCAAAGCGAAAGAAAACUGGCAUUACGCGGCUAAUCGCCAAUUGCAUCGUUUUUCUGGUUCUCAGUUCUGCAUUACCAAUUUUAGCCAGAACACUCGGUAUAACUAAGUUUGAUUUGAUGGGAGAAUACGCCAAGCUGGAUUGGCUUGGAAACUAUCACGUGGUGCUGUUUUACAACUUGGUCUUCGAAGCCUCGACCUCGCUGUGUCUGACACAAAAAUUCACCUCGACUGUUCGUAGAGCACUUAUGGAACAAAUGCGGCAGUCCGCUGUUUUUACGAGGCUUAAGACUUUAAAGCAGAAAUCUUCUUAG